GGCCGGCUAUAAAGGCCGGAGGGGCAGAGAGGCGAGGGUGCAGCUGACUCCUGAGGCAGAACUCCGCACAGCCGGCUCUCCCCCUUCGGUUGGGUAUUUCUCACACCGCCUGCAGCCAUGGAGGCCAUCAAGAAGAAAAUGCAGAUGCUCAAGCUGGAUAAGGAGAACGCCCUGGACCGGGCAGAACAGGCCGAGACGGAGCAAAAGCAUGCCGAGGAGAGGAGCAAGCAGCUGGAAGAUGAAUUGGCUGCCAUGCAGAAGAAGCUGAAGGGGACGGAGGAUGAACUGGAUAAAUAUUCAGAGGCUCUCAAAGACGCACAGGAGAAGCUCGAGCUGGCAGAGAAGAAGGCGGCCGACGCUGAGGCAGAAGUAGCAUCCUUGAACCGCCGCAUCCAGCUAGUAGAGGAGGAGCUGGACCGGGCCCAAGAGCGUCUUUCUACAGCCUUGCAGAAGUUGGAAGAAGCGGAGAAAGCUGCAGAUGAAAGUGAAAGGGGCAUGAAGGUAAUUGAGAACAGAGCCCUGAAAGAUGAAGAGAAGAUGGAACUGCAGGAGAUCCAGCUGAAGGAGGCCAAGCACAUCGCUGAGGAGGCCGACAGGAAGUAUGAGGAGGUUGCCCGGAAACUGGUGAUCAUCGAAGGCGAUCUGGAGCGCACAGAGGAGAGGGCCGAGCUGGCAGAGUCCCGUUGCCGGGACCUGGAUGAGCAGAUGCGGCUCAUGGACCAAAACUUGAAGUUCCUUGCUCAGACUGAAGAAAAGUACUCUCAAAAAGAGGAUAAAUAUGAAGAGGAGAUCAAGAUCUUGACCGACAAACUCAAGGAGGCCGAGACCCGUGCUGAGUUUGCCGAGAGAUCGGUUGCCAAGCUGGAGAAGACCAUUGAUGACUUGGAAGAUAAACUGAAAUGCACCAAAGAGGAGCAUCUCUGCACGCAACGGAUGUUGGACCAGACUCUGCUUGACCUGAACGACAUGUAGAACAGCCUGCCUGCCAGCCAGCCUCACCUGGCUUUCUCCCACCUCACCCCCAAUCCACUGCCUUUCUAGCCAUUUGAGCGGCAACUUUCUGCUGGGGCCAGCUCUGUCUUUUAAAAAAGAAAAGGAAAAAAAGUUGACCUCUCACCCUUGAAGGGGGAAGGUCAAAGGUUAUCCUUCCAACUUUUGUUGCCAACUUAACCAAAAGCCUCUGCCAAACCACCUCCCUCUCCCCCUUCCCCAGGCAAGGAUUACAGGCCAUCAGACUGGGCCGAAUCACCAGCAGCAGCGUCAGAGAGGGAAAACAUGCCGGCAACGCAUUACUGUGGGGGGGAGGGUGUGUGCAAUUGUACACUUCUUUGUAAUCGUGGGGGUGGUUUUGUGGGGUUCUCUCUUUUUUUGGUAAAUGGCCGUUGCAUACAUCACAUGUAACUCCUGAGGCUCGCAGAGUAGGCAUUUUAAGGUUUGUGGUUUAACCCUGUUCUCCUUCUGUCCCUCUUUUUGGCUUGACGGGUUUUUUCUGGGGACGGCUUCCGUGGUCUGUGGAACGGUAGGAAAGGUCCUGCAUAGGCCAGCUGAUCAAAAAGCACCACGGAAUCUGUUGCGGUUGGGGAGGAAUUUGGCCUCUGCACAGAGUCCCUCGUCAAUUUUUUUUUUCUUUGGUGGUGGUGGGAGGAGAAUCUAGGACUUCCUCGCUUCCAGCAGAGGCAUCGGACUUUUUUUUUUUUGUCUUUGCCAAAAACGUGCAGUCUUAACAAACAUAUUCCCUCCUGUGCUUUAUAGCUAUUUCUAGUUUUGGGGAAACUAUUAAAAAUAUCAGGUUUUUUUAAAAAAAUGAUCCGUUUUACUCUGAACACACCUAACUAUUCCCUUUGGGCACCUUGGCCUUCCCUGUCUCAUGUUCACACACCUGGUUACUAAGACCUGGCAACCUCCCCACUUUCCCAUCCCUUCCGUAACCAUGAAAUCUCAUUCCCCUGCUAGGCUUAGCUUGCUCUGUGCUUUUGGGUAAAAGCUUUUGGUAGCUUCUGUGUAUGUGAGUGUGAGGAUAGGGGCUUUUAUCAUAGCGCUCUUCUGGACGCGAAGGGUUGAUUCCCUCCCCCUUCUUGAGCCAGGAUCUUACUGUACUGUCUUGAAAAACAAAACUGGAUACCAGCCACCAUGAUGCUCUUUCCUGUUUGGAGACUUGAUGUAUCGGGGUGCGUGGCGUUAUUCUUUUGCUUUUGUGUUUAAAAAAAAAAAACCUCUUGGGCCUUGAAGGAAGAAGGAAGCGUUCUCGUUGCAGUGGCUAUUUUUUAGGGGCCAGUAUGGAGAAAUGAGGAACCAUAUCAAGUGUUUUGAUACUAAAAAACCUUUUGUCUUUUAUUGUCUUUUUUUUUUUUUGAAAUAAUAAACAGAAGCAUUCCCUCCA
This is a messenger RNA of Rhineura floridana, 2380 nucleotides long. RefSeq names its product tropomyosin 3 (gene TPM3). Bases 118 to 972 code for a protein of 284 amino acids. Gene Ontology annotation, biological process: actin filament organization; muscle contraction. Gene Ontology annotation, molecular function: actin filament binding. Gene Ontology annotation, cellular component: actin filament. The transcript has 9 exons. The record is from RefSeq and is a predicted model, not a curated record. NCBI's taxonomy places the organism in Eukaryota, Metazoa, Chordata, Lepidosauria, Squamata, Rhineuridae.